Messenger RNA from Trachemys scripta elegans, 2947 nucleotides. RefSeq names its product anion exchange protein 3-like. The record is from RefSeq and is a predicted model, not a curated record. Gene Ontology annotation, molecular function: solute:inorganic anion antiporter activity. The transcript is spliced from 6 exons. NCBI's taxonomy places the organism in Eukaryota, Metazoa, Chordata, Testudines, Emydidae. Bases 1 to 882 code for a protein of 293 amino acids. Gene Ontology annotation, cellular component: plasma membrane. Gene Ontology annotation, biological process: bicarbonate transport; transmembrane transport; monoatomic anion transport.
AUGACCCCGGUAAAUGUUUUUUUUUUCCUGCUCUCACAGAAGCUGAAUGUUCCCUCUGGGCUCUCAGUCACGUCUCCCCAGAAGCGCGACUGGUUCAUUCACCCCCUGGGCAGCCGACAGGCCUUUCCUAUGUGGAUGAUGUUUGCCUCAGCCAUCCCUGCACUCCUGGUCUUCAUCCUCAUUUUCAUGGAGACCCAGAUCACUACCCUGAUUGUCAGUAAGAAGGAGAGGAAGCUCAUGAAAGGCUCCGGUUUCCAUCUGGACCUGCUGCUCAUUGGUACCAUGGGCGGGCUCUGCGCGCUGUUCGGGCUCCCUUGGCUGACUGCCGCCACCGUGCGCUCAGUCACCCACGUCAAUGCCCUGACGGUCAUGAGCAAGGCCAUCGCUCCGGGGGAGAAACCGAAGAUCGAGGAGGUGAAGGAGCAGCGCGUGACAGGAGUUGCAAUCGCUGUCCUUGUUGGCUUGUCCAUUGUGAUGGGCAACAUGCUGCGCCGGAUCCCCCUGGCCGUGCUCUUCGGGAUCUUCCUCUACAUGGGGGUCACGUCUCUCACCGGCAUCCAGCUCUACGAGCGUCUCCUCCUCAUCUUCAUGCCGUCCAAGCACCACCCGGACCACGUCUACGUCGUCAAGGUGAAGACCUGGAGAAUGAACCUCUUCACCUGCAUUCAGCUGGCCUGCAUCGUGGUGCUCUGGGUGGUGAAGUCAACAGUGGCCUCGUUAGCUUUCCCCUUUGUCCUGAUUAUGACGGUGCCCUUACGACGCUUCCUCCUGCCCCGCUUGUUUCAGGACCGGGAGCUCAAAGCCCUGGACUCUGAGGACGCGGAGCCGAACUUUGACGAGGACGGCCGGGACGAGUACAACGAGAUGCACAUGCCUGUGUGAGCGGCUGCUCCGCCCCCCACCCUGUGGAAAGCUGCUCGUUCCCAUGCAUUCUCCCUGGCUAAGGCCCAAUCCGAAUGGCUUUGAACUCAUUACACGUCAGAUGUUUUCCUGUCUGGACCAAAGAGCAGCUGUGUCGGAACCCUGGAGGGAGGUGGGCAGGGCCGUCCCUGACCCCACCCCUCAUCCACUCCGUGGAAGUGUGAGUCUGUCUCCACCUGUACCCAGCGGGAGACGCUUCUCGCAUCCAGAGGCUCUGUAGGGGCCUGCACUGCCUCGGGUCAUGGGUCUCCCUUACUGGAGACUGGGGGUUGCACUGGUACGCAGGUUAGCAAAGGGGGGCCAUGCAGCUGGGAGCCACCACCUGUCCACUCACCACUGAGCUCCGGCUCCUCCAAAUGCCAGCCCAAGCUCCACGUUCCACUGAGCCUGAGGCAGGCCUGGGCCCCGCACAGAGCCCCAGUCACAGUGCCUGGCCGGUCUCUGCCUGUGCAGGGCAAGACUCCAAGAGUUGCCUGCUUUGCCGCCCCCAGCUGGGCUGCCCAGCUCCCUUAGCGGGCACACAAGUGGGCUCCUUGCACGACUCCCUGCCACGGGCGGCUUCGCAUCUCAGACUGCCCUGCCUGGUUUGCUCACAGUGCUCCUGUGCCAUCCUGGGCUGCAGCACGGCCUGGAUGAUGGGAACUCAGGAGCCUGUGUCCAAUCUGCCCCAGGCUCUCAGUGCUACUGGCCCAUGCACCUGUGUCCCAACAGCAGGAGUUCAAAUCCCAUCCCCCUGCCUGUCCGAGUCCAUUCCCUGGUGCCUGUCCUCCCUGCUGAUCGCUCCAAGUUUUAUUUCUGGGGUGGAGGGGUCUGAGGUCAUGGGCAUUUCCACAGUAACCAGCUGUGAUGUCAGUGUUAAGGAUUGUGAUGUCUGCAGGGGAAGGAGCAGCAGGAGGGGCCUCCUAGAGCAGGCAGGGCUGAGAGGGCUUCCAGAGGAAGUGUCUCCCAUGGACCAUGCGGCGGGUUGUAGCCAUGUCAGUCCCAGGAUAUUAGAGACACGAGGUGCGGGAGGGAACUUUUAUUGGACCAACUUCAGCUGGUGAGCGAGCAGCUUUGGCGCUUACCCCGAGGUCUUCUGCAGUCUGAAAGCACCUUUCUCACCACCAGGAGCAGGUCCAGUAAAAGAUGUUCCCUCCCCCACCUUGUCUCCCAGCAGCAGGCAUCCACAGCACGGGUGUUGGGGUCACCGGGAUACAGCCUCCACCACAGUGACUGGGCCACCCAGGCCCUGGUGACUGGGUUGCUGUGGCUCCCCACCUCUCCUAUCCCCAUACCUGGGCCACCCACAGUGUCUGGAGGCACCUGAUAGCCAGAGCCCAUGGCACCCAGGCCUGUCCCUGGGCAACCUUGAAUGUCUUCCCACCUGGAAGGCCCAAGGUCUCUCCAGCCGUCAGGGUUUGAGGCCUCAUGUGGGUCGCUGCCUGGGCCCUUCAGAGCCCAGCUCUCCCUGCAGCUCUCGCCAGCGGCACUCACAGCCUAGGGUGGGGUAACCUGGUAGCUGCCAUGGAGCCCGAGGGUCACUGGUACGAAGGCUCAGUGGGGCAGGAGGCCCUGAUGUGACAAAGCCAGAGAAGGCAGGCGCCUGGCCCCUCCACACAGGCAUGAGAGGAAGGGGAACCUUGUGGUGCAGGCGCUGGCCUGGGAGUCCUGCCUCCACCAGAACUUCCUGUGGGACCUCAGCAAAGCCACUGACUCUCCCUGCCUCAGUUUCCUAUCUGUGAAAUGGGGCUGAUCCUUCCCUACCUCACGCGUGGGGGUGCUCACUACAGCCACAGGGCCAUAUGGAUACCAGCCUGGUGGAGGGCCGGGCACCUGCUCCCGCCGGGCCACAGCCUGGCACACCAACCGCCCCUGUGAUGCCAGUGAAGCCUCCUGGGUAAGAGAUGUGUGUCUGUGGCUGCGUGUCCUGUCCCUGUGUCGUGUAGGAGGCCUGCUGUUACUGCGUCUCUGCCAGCCUGGCUGUGCGUUGUGACUCAUCUACCCGUAGUGGAAAUGGCUGCACCAAUAAACCCUUCACAGGAACUGA